Amborella trichopoda is the source of this 1803-nucleotide messenger RNA. Lineage: Eukaryota; Viridiplantae; Streptophyta; Magnoliopsida; Amborellales; Amborellaceae. The record is from RefSeq and is a predicted model, not a curated record.
UUGUGUCGUAUGUUGCAUUUUAUUUGCUGUUAGUUUACGUGAUUGAUCUUUUGGAUGUGAUAUGCCUUUAACACUGAGGAGCCCUGAUUGAGGUUUGGAAACCUGGUUGUUCUUUGAAGACAUCAUCUCUUCCGAAGCAGCAUCAAAAGAAAAAAAAAGAAAAAGACAUCUCUUGCGAAGGCACAUACCCUUUACAGCUAGCUACGGAGGCGUCCGUAUGCCAACUGCACCGGUAAAAGAAUGAAGUGUAGCGAUAAAUAAGCGGGAGGUUAGGCUUACUAUUCGGACCGCACCACGUGCAUAGCCAUUUACAAGAUGGGUUGGCAUUGUCAAUGUGGACUGCACAUUAUCGACGUGGAUGGUGACUCGACGGUGAUGGCAUGCAAACGCGGACCGAGUUAUGGAAAGGAGGGCGUGCGAGAGCGUGGCAACUGACAUAUUAAAUGUGCAAAACACGUGUUUAUUUGCGCUCACCGUCCAUCUUCCGUACUCACAGAUGAGAUAAUCCCCAUUUUUUUUUAAUAGGGGAAGGUUCUCGCUCCGCUACCCUACCCGUCCCUUGCCCUAUGAUUCAGGAGAAGAAUCGUAUAGAAUGCAUACCGCUCUUAUCUUUUGCCCUUCCCCGCUUCCUCCUCUCCGUUGUCCUCCGAACGGUAACGAGGGACAGAGCGACUGAUCUUCGCCCUCUUUCCAUUCAUCCAUCGAUAUCUACACCAUCAACUUUACAAUAGUUAUUUACAAUAAACGAUCGAGUCCCCGGGAUGGUGGAGCCGAGAUCCAUCUGCAAGAAUUCUUUGCAAUAGAGGUGGUUCGAGGAGGAAAGAAACUUGCAGUCGAGGUGUAGAGAGAGAGGAAGGUGGUUUGAGGAGGAAAGAAUUAUUUGCAGUCGAGGUGUAGAGAGAGAGGAAGGUAGUUUGAGGAGGAAAGAAUUAUUUGCAGUCGAGGUGUAGAGAGAGAGGAAGGUGGUUUGAGGAGAAAAGCCUCCAUGGCUGCUGCCGGUGGUGGUGGUGGUGGUUGUUUUGUGUUAGGGCCGUCGAGUAGCAGCGGCCAGGCACCAUCAUUCCCCAACGUCCAAAACUUCAACCAUCCUCCUAUUAUUAUUGGACCGCUCAACCACCACAACAACAACAGGCGACUGCGGCAAAGUGGUGGUCCUGUUCGGGCUGGCCCUUUGACAAAAAAGGUGUGUCCGGGAUUCAUCACUAAACAACAACAGCAACAGCAACAGCAACGCAAUGGAGGAGGAGGAGGAAGCCCCUUUUCUCUUUCUUUUACCACCAAUACUACCGAUUACAAGAAGCACAAAAAUCAAGACCCUGUCUCUUGCGAAAACCUGGAUCAGUGGAUGGUUGACUCCAUACCAGAGAUUGUCCGGAACAUAGGGAAAGCGCCCUUCUUGAUAUAUGUCUAUUCCCCAAUGGAUGAGGAGGGGAGAUGGCAGGAGAUAGUAGGCAUCGAUUCUUGGAAUGAAAUUCGAAGAUCGCUGAAUGAGAGGGGCCCUGAUGGCGUCAUUCUAGUGGAGGAGCUCCUCAACAAACAAGAAGAUGAUGAUGAUGGCGAAGGUCAAGUGGAGGGGGCCUGUUCUAGGUCUAAAUUGUGGGGUUUAUUGAUUCAAGGGAGCGGGGCUGAUGAUUCCUGUUCCUCCUCUCGUUGUUACAUUUUGGAAACUACUCGAAUCUGCUCAACGGUGGGCUUCUGUACUCAUUUUUGUUUAGCCAAAGCCAAGUGCUUUGGGGAAGCUGCAUCGGUGCAGCUUAGAAAUUCAUGGUUACACAACAAGUGAUCAAUAAAUUUAUUCAAAUU